AUGUCGCACUCUCACGACGGCGGUCACUCUCACUCUCACGACGGAGGCUUCAAUGCUGUUGAGCAUGGCCACUCCCAUGAGAUUCUCGAUGGCCCAGGAAGCUUCCUGGGUCGAGAGAUGCCAAUCGUAGAAGGGCGAGAAUGGUCCGAGAGAGCUUUCACUAUUGGCAUUGGAGGUCCCGUCGGUUCCGGAAAGACUGCCCUCAUGCUCGCCCUGUCCCUCGCUCUCCGAAAGGAAUACUCCCUCGCUGCCGUGACGAACGACAUCUUCACCCGCGAAGACGCAGAGUUCCUUACCCGAAACAAAGCCCUCCCGCCUCCUCGCAUCCGUGCCAUUGAGACCGGUGGUUGUCCCCACGCCGCUGUGCGUGAAGAUAUCUCACAGAACCUCGCUGCAUUGGAGGACCUGCACCGCGAGUUCGACACUGAUAUUCUUCUGAUUGAAUCAGGAGGCGACAACCUCGCUGCGAAUUAUAGUCGUGAACUUGCCGAUUUCAUCAUCUACGUUAUCGAUGUCAGCGGCGGUGACAAGAUUCCUCGAAAGGGUGGUCCUGGUAUCACGCAGAGUGAUCUUUUGGUUGUGAACAAGACCGAUCUGGCUGAGAUUGUUGGUGCAGACCUUGGUGUCAUGGAGAGAGAUGCUCGAAAGAUCCGAGAAGGUGGACCAACGGUCUUUGCGCAGGUGAAGAAGGAUGUUGGCGUCGAUCACAUUAUCAGACUCAUCAAGAGCGCAUGGAAGGCCAGUGGCGCAGAGGAAGAGAGACGAAGCAAGGGAGGUCCCAGACCAACAGAAGGUCUGGAGCAGCUGGAGUAA
Molecule: messenger RNA, 813 nt
Organism: Fusarium subglutinans
Lineage: Eukaryota; Fungi; Ascomycota; Sordariomycetes; Hypocreales; Nectriaceae
Product: urease accessory protein
Exons: 2
Coding region: 1-813 (270 amino acids)
Molecular function (GO): nickel cation binding; GTPase activity
Source: RefSeq, a predicted model, not a curated record